This is a messenger RNA of Oryza brachyantha (malo sina), 1885 nucleotides long. RefSeq names its product protein DETOXIFICATION 40-like. Gene Ontology annotation, molecular function: antiporter activity; xenobiotic transmembrane transporter activity. Gene Ontology annotation, biological process: xenobiotic detoxification by transmembrane export across the plasma membrane. NCBI's taxonomy places the organism in Eukaryota, Viridiplantae, Streptophyta, Magnoliopsida, Poales, Poaceae. The transcript has 6 exons. Gene Ontology annotation, cellular component: membrane. Bases 1 to 1563 code for a protein of 520 amino acids. The record is from RefSeq and is a predicted model, not a curated record.
AUGGGCAGCUCCGGCAUGGAGGCGGCAGCCGGCGGCGGCGGCAAGCAGCAGCAGCAGCUGGAGAGCCCGCUGCUGCAGGCGUCGUCGGGCGGCGGCGAUGAGGGGGCCGCCGGGCACGGGGUGAGCGGGCAGCUGGAGAGCAUCCUGAGCGACGGGUCGGUGCCGUGGGCGCGGCGGAUGUGGGCGGCGACGCGGGUGGAGAUGCGGCUGCUGCUGCGCCUGGCGGCGCCGGCCGUGCUGGUGUACAUGAUAAACUACCUCAUGUCCAUGUCCACGCAGAUCUUCUCCGGCCACCUCGGCACGCUCGAGCUCGCCGCCGCCUCCCUCGGCAACACCGGCAUCCAGGUCUUCGCCUACGGCCUCAUGCUCGGAAUGGGGAGCGCGGUGGAGACGCUGUGCGGGCAGGCGUACGGCGCGCACAAGUACGACAUGCUCGGCGUCUACCUGCAGCGAUCCACCGUGCUGCUCAUGGCCACCGGCGUCCCGCUCGCCGUCCUCUACGCCUUCUCCCGCCCCAUCCUCGUCCUCCUCGGCGAGUCCCCGGAGAUCGCCAGCGCUGCCGCCGUGUUCGUCUACGGCCUCAUCCCGCAGAUCUUCGCCUACGCCGCCAACUUCCCCAUCCAGAAGUUCAUGCAGGCGCAGAGCAUCAUGGCGCCCAGCGCCUACAUCUCCGCCGCCACGCUCGCCGUGCACCUCGUCCUCAGCUACCUCGUCGUCUACCAGCUCGGCCUGGGCCUCCUCGGCGCGUCGCUCAUGCUCAGCAUCAGCUGGUGGGUCAUCGUCGCCGCGCAGUUCGUGUACAUCGUCACCAGCCGCCGGUGCCGGCUCACCUGGACGGGCUUCUCCACGCUGGCGUUCUCCGGCUUGCCGGAGUUCUUCAAGCUGUCCCUCGCCUCCGCCGUCAUGCUCUGCCUCGAGACCUGGUACUUCCAGAUCCUCGUGCUCAUCGCCGGCCUCCUCAAGGAUCCCGAGAUGGCACUCGCCUCCCUCUCUGUCUGCAUGACGAUUUCAGGAUGGGUGUUCAUGAUCUCAGUUGGAUUCAAUGCAGCAGCCAGCGUGAGGGUGAGCAACGAGCUCGGCGCCGGGAACCCAAAAUCGGCGGCGUUCUCGGUGGUGGUGGUGACCGUGCUGUCGUUCGUGCUGUCGGUGCUGAUCGCACUGGGCAUCCUGCUUUGCCGGGACUACAUCAGCUACAUCUUCACCGACGGCGAGGACGUGGCGGCGGCGGUGUCGAAGCUGACGCCGCUGCUGGGGCUCACGCUCAUCCUCAACGGCAUCCAGCCCGUGCUGUCAGGGGUGGCCGUGGGCUGCGGGUGGCAGGCGUUCGUGGCGUACGUCAACGUCGGCUGCUACUACAUCGUCGGCAUCCCCCUCGGCUGCCUCCUCGGCUUCUACUUCGACCUCGGCGCCGCGGGUAUUUGGAGUGGUAUGAUCGGAGGUACACUGAUGCAGACCUUGAUCUUGGUCUGGGUCACCUUCAGGACCAACUGGAACAGAGAGGUGGAAGAAGCCAUGAAAAGACUGAACAAGUGGGAAGACAAGACACCUCUGUUGUCAGAAUAAGAACAAAAACAAAAGGAGGUAAAGGUGUCAUGGUUACCCUGCGAGCCUACAUGGCUAGAACAAAUGGGAUUCGGUGGGAAGUCGACCUCUAUGUUGUGAAAAAGUGAAAAUUUUCAGCUUGCAAUUCAUCAUUGAGCCAUAAUGCUCUAUUGCUUCUCAUUUCUUCUAGCACACUAGCUGGUCAUAUGUUACUUCUUUUUUUAUGACCAUAUUUUACAGUUAUGGUUAUGGAGAUAACUUUGAUCAUUUAUUGAACUACAUGCAUGUAAACUACCGGUUCUUUUGUCGUGAGCAUAAAUUUUGGUGUGAAUUUGUUGGUUCA